UUAAUUUUGAUACCAUAAAUUUUUAAUGUCACCAAAAACUUUACAUAAAAUUAAAUAUAAAUAACUUUAAUGUAAACUUGAAGGCUAUUGAUCUCCUUGUAUUCUUAACGCGUUUCGUUCAGGCUUUUAUUCGAAUCACAUGUUUCAUGUGUAAUUGUAGUACGUAGUACGAUAUAUGUAAUGUAAGUACUUGAAAAGUUACGCUGAUAGUAAUGAAGAUAGAAAGAGACUUCUAAGAAAGAAUUUUUUUUUUCAGUAUAAAAAAAAAGAAAGGGUGAUUUAAGUUAAGUUUUCUAAAUCUGAUGAUGACAAUGAGGGUUCUUUAGAAGCAGGUGGAUGACGUGGUCUCAUUUGUUUCUUGUUGAAGUUAAUCACCCUCUGGAACACGAACGUCAAUUGCUCAUUCAUAUAUACAUCCAUCUGUACAUAUCACAUGAAACAUAUAGACACAAAUUCAACAAAAGUAUAACGCGAGAGAUCUGCUCAAGCGGGUAAGCACCAUCACCGUUCCUCGUUACACGACGACGAGGAUGUUAAUGAUGAUGAGGAAACUUAAAUCUCAAGAAGAAGAAUAUGAAAAAUCUAAAUACACGCAUGUGCGGAAUGUCUAUGCAACACAUCCAUUUGUGCUAAGAGACCGUCGAGUUUAAGAGAUCGGUGAGCAAGAGCGUGUACACGAUAGCGCAAAGAAAUGAAAAUACAUACAUGUAUAGUUAGACCAACCUCCCUCGUUUAGCCAAUCGCAGUACGACCAUCAGCGGACAGGCUCCGCCUGUUGACGAGAAGAGAGGCCUCGUUGCCCUUUUCCUCGUGUUAACCAGCCACAGCGAGCCACAGUACGAAUAAGAUCGUCCACCGGAUGAUAUCUCGCGUGUUCUAAAUGUCUUCUACUUACUCAUUUAUUACAACAAUCAGUUUCCCGUAAAUUCUGCUGAUACUUUUUUUAAAAAUCCCGCUGAUUUUUAAAUUUUUAAAUUGACAGCUUUUUGCUCCAAGCUGUCAUUUUUAAAUCAUUGUAAUAAUUUACUAUCUGUUAGAUUACAUGUUGUAACUGGUUUUAUAUAAAUAUAUAUAUAUAUAUAUACAUAUAUUUAUGUUAAUGUUUGUCAUUAGAAAAUAAUGAUACUCCAAAGAUGUAAAACUCGAGUGAAUUGAAUUUAAAAUAAAAAAGUGUUUGCUAUUUCGAAGUAACAUUUAAUUAUAAAAGUGAUUCGAUAUAAAAUGAAAAGUUUAAAUCCAGUGAGUAAUUAAUUAACUGACGGGUGAAAUUUAAUAAGCUGUGAUCGUACACACAAUUGAGGAAUUUUCAAGUGAUCAUUUUUUAUAUAUAAUAAAUAUAAAAGAAAUGCCUCGAAAAGCUGGUAAUAAUUUUUUCAUCAUUUUGCUGAUAUUAGCACGAUACCAGUGCGCCGAAGCUAAUUGGUGGUAUUUGGGUCUGGAACCACGACUAAAUGGAUUUGAAAGUGGUACAGGAGGUACUGAUGGUAUAACGCAGAUUGGCGCAGGUGUUAUCGGACCAGCAAGUGCCGAAAGGAAUUGCAAAAGCUCCCACUUGACAAUCAAACAGCAGGGAAUAUGUUCACGCUCACCUCCAAUUCUACAGGCGAUCAGCGCUGGAGCUAAGCUGGCUAUCGAAGAAUGCCAGUACCAGUUUCGUUCGGCUCGAUGGAAUUGCUCAGUGAGUCCAGAGAACCCAGAAAAUAUAUUCGGCGGGGUAAUGUUAGUCAACAGCCGCGAGGCCGCUUUUGUUUACGCAAUAUCAGCAGCGGGUGUUGCUUUUAGUAUAACCAGAGCUUGCUCGAGAGGCGAAUUGACUGAUUGUUCCUGCGACAAUCGCGUACGAGCACGUCACCCCAAUAAUUGGCAAUGGGGUGGCUGUAGCGAGGAUAUUCAUUUCGGUGAAAAAUUGUCAAGGGAGUGGUCGGACGGUGCUGAGAUGCCAAUAAAAGAAGGAGAAUUAAGUGGACCCAAAGGAUUGGCAGGACAGCUGAUGAGAAAACACGACAGCGAGGCUGGUAGACGGGCUGUACGUUCACGGAUGCAACGUGUCUGCAAAUGUCACGGCAUGUCAGGGUCUUGCAGUGUACGAGUCUGCUGGCGAAGGCUCCCAGCAUUUCGCGGUGCAGGUACAGCUCUCUCGGCACUUCACGAAGGUGCUGCGUUGGUACGUUUGGUACAGAGAGGCGAAAGACGACCGGCGAGACUUAGACCCGCUAGACCGGAUCUAAAACGACCGAAUAAAACGGACUUGGUCUACUUGGAGGACAGUCCUGAUUAUUGCGAACGAAACCUAACACUUGGAAUUCCUGGUACACGAGGUCGAAUAUGCAAUCGUACAUCUCUCGGACUCGACGGCUGUCGACUUCUCUGCUGCGGUCGAGGUUAUCAAACUCGAGUGCGCGACGUCACGGAGAAGUGCAAAUGUAGAUUUGUAUGGUGUUGCCGGGUGCAGUGUGAGCUUUGUCGACACACGCGUGAGGAACACGUUUGUAAUUGAGCAUUCCUUCCUCAUCCAUUUGCAAUUAUUAGUCCAUAGCGUUAAAGGACGCAUUGCGAAAGUGAUAAAAGAGAUAGCAAGAUUUCCCUUUAACUAGUUCUAUCUCUUCUUGUGGCGGGUUUUUAUCGGUUGUAUUUAUUAUUUCUAUACCAAUGGUCAUUUUUUAAAUUAUAUAUUUACAGCAAAGAGAUGGAAUCUCGACUUAGCCAAAAUAAAAUAUAAGACUCCUCGUCCGACGUAAAAAUAUUAAAAAUAAUAAUUAAAAAAAAAACAAUUUUUUAAAUAUCUGCCAAUGAAUGUACAUAUAAUCAUUUUUUAAUCUUAUAUCAGUUACUCAUGUGUAUAUAUAUUUAUAGUUUAUAAGAAGUUUUACGGUUACUUAUAGCGAUUCUCGAAGAAUUUCAUUGGGUACUCGCUCGCUUAAUAAAUUCGCUAUUCUCUACAAAAACUUUAAAAAUUAUUCGUCCACACAGAAAAAAAAAAAUUUUUAUCACUAGAAAAGUCGUCCCAAGAAAUUUUUUCUUGCUCUAAAAAAUUUUUCAUUAUGAAAUAAUAACAAAAAUUUUCUUAAAAGGGAAAGGGGUCUGAAAUACAAAAAGAGAGGAAUUUUUGUGAUUUUUUUUUUCAGAGUACCUUCUAUAUUAAAAUUUUUUAAAUUUGUGACCUUAUUAAGCAACGUUUCAAGAAUAUUCUCCUAAAUUUUCAUUAAAAAAUAUUGAAAAAUAAGCCAGAGGUAGUGGGGAGAGACGAGUCACUCUGAAAUAAAAAAACCAAAAAGAUUUCUUUAGUACAUAAGUUUAUCUUGGAUUUGAACGAAGGAUUUUUUUUUCAAUAACUACUUAUUUUUUAAUUAAAUAAAAGGAGCAAUUUUUGGUGAAAAUCAUAAUUUUUGAUUGCACCUUUGUCAAAAAUUCGAAAAUGAAUAUUUUGUUUAUUCCUUCAUUCAAACCCACCAAACUUAUGUACCAAAGAAAUCUUUUUGAUUUUUUAAUUUCAGAUGAAGCAGUCAUGAGUUAUCCUGCCUCGCAUAGAGACUUUUUUUUGACUCGUCUCUCCCCACUAUCGCUGGCUUAUUUUUCAAUAUUUUUUUAUAAAAAUUUAGGAGAAUAUUCUUGAAACGUUGCUUAAUAAAGUCACAAAUUUAAAAAAUUUUAAUAGAGAAGUUACUCUGAAAAAAAAAACCACAAAAAUAUCCUUCUUUAUUUGUAUCUUAGACCCCUUUCCUUCUUAAGACUACAAAAACUUUCUUGAGGCGAGUAAAUAUUUUCGCGCCAAAAUUUUUUUUCUGUGCACAUUUUUUAAAAUUCGUUAUUAUUUUUAUUGUUCAUAGAGAUCGUGAUUUAUAUUAAUAAGGCUAGAUAAAUAUUUAAGUAUUCUAAAGC
Messenger RNA from Microplitis demolitor, 3879 nucleotides. RefSeq names its product protein Wnt-1. Gene Ontology annotation, cellular component: extracellular region. The record is from RefSeq and is a predicted model, not a curated record. Bases 1346 to 2497 code for a protein of 383 amino acids. The transcript has 8 exons. Gene Ontology annotation, molecular function: cytokine activity; frizzled binding. NCBI's taxonomy places the organism in Eukaryota, Metazoa, Arthropoda, Insecta, Hymenoptera, Braconidae. Gene Ontology annotation, biological process: neuron differentiation; cell fate commitment; multicellular organism development.